AUGUCUAGUCAGCGUCUUGUCCUAGGCCUCCCACGUGUCUUGCCGUCGCUGCCGCCUUCGCUUGCGCCGCCGUGUGGUCCCUGCGUCGAGGGUCGGCUGCGCGCCGCCCCUCACUCCUCCUCCCUUCGUCCGGCCACCGAGCCUUUUGAGACGCUUCACUUGGACGUCUGGGGCCCCGCCCCUCGUCUAGGCCCUGAGCGUGAGCUCUACUUUCUGGUGGUCGUUGACGACUUCUCCCGCUACACCACAGUGUUCCCUCUGGCGAAGAAGUCUGAGGUGACUUCUACGCUGAUCAGGUGGUUGCUCACCACCGAGGACACUCGUGGUCGUCGUGUCAGCUGCCUCCACUCCGACCGUGGGGGUGAGUUUCGCUCCGGCAUUCUCGCUGGAUUCUGUCGCGAGCAGGGCAUUCGUCAGUCCUGGACGCUUCCAGAGUCCCCACAGCAGAAUGGGGUUGCUGAGCGCCGCAUAGGCCUGGUCAUGGAGAUCGCCCGCACCUCCCUGACUCACGCCUGGUCCCCUGGUGUUGCGUCGCGGUUUCGUGUCUGGGGGUGCUUGGCUCUUGUCCGCGACACCUCCGCGGACAAGCUCUCGCCUCGUGCCGUCCCCUGUGUCUUCCUUGGUUUCCCUGAGGACUCCUCUGACUUCACCUUUUACCACCCUCCCUCUCAUCGGUUCUUUGACUCCCGUGACGUCCGUUUCGAGGAGUCCACUCCGUACUACGUCAGCCCCGUCGGGUGUGUCCCAGGCUACCCCUCCUCCUUCAGUAGCCUCUCCGGUACAGCCUCCCUCCCCACAGUCCUCCUCGCAGCGUGCCGCAGGUGCUAG
Molecule: messenger RNA, 828 nt
Organism: Closterium sp. NIES-65
Lineage: Eukaryota; Viridiplantae; Streptophyta; Zygnematophyceae; Desmidiales; Closteriaceae
Source: the annotation of a GenBank genome assembly